Molecule: messenger RNA, 2682 nt
Organism: Microtus oregoni (creeping vole)
Lineage: Eukaryota; Metazoa; Chordata; Mammalia; Rodentia; Cricetidae
Gene: Npas4
Product: neuronal PAS domain protein 4
Exons: 8
Coding region: 168-2576 (802 amino acids)
Biological process (GO): regulation of transcription by RNA polymerase II
Molecular function (GO): DNA-binding transcription factor activity, RNA polymerase II-specific; protein dimerization activity; RNA polymerase II transcription regulatory region sequence-specific DNA binding
Source: RefSeq, a predicted model, not a curated record
UCGAGGCAGGCGAGGGGGGCAGCGCUGCCGAGCGGAGCCCAGGAGCGGAGCCUGGAGCGAGCGAGAGCCUGAGCGAAAGACCGGGAAGCAAGAAAGAAGCCUCCGGUGCAUCGGGACAGGAUCGCAGGUGUUCGGGAGCCGGAGCCGGAGCUCCACAGCCGGCAGUCAUGUACCGAUCCACCAAGGGCGCCUCCAAGGCGCGCCGCGACCAGAUCAACGCCGAGAUCCGGAACCUCAAGGAACUGCUGCCGUUGGCUGAAGCGGACAAGGUCCGGCUGUCCUACCUGCACAUUAUGAGUCUUGCCUGCAUCUACACUCGCAAGGGUGUCUUCUUUGCUGGAGGCACUCCUCUGGCUGGCCCCACGGGGCUUCUCUCAGCUCAAGAGCUUGAAGACAUCGUGGCAGCACUACCUGGAUUUCUGCUUGUGUUCACAGCUGAGGGGAAAUUGCUAUACCUGUCUGAAAGUGUGAGCGAGCAUCUGGGCCAUUCUAUGGUGGACCUGGUUGCCCAGGGUGACAGUAUCUACGACAUCAUUGACCCUGCUGACCAUCUCACUGUUCGCCAGCAGCUCACCAUGCCCUCUGCUCUGGAUGCUGAUCGUCUUUUCCGUUGCCGAUUCAACACCUCCAAGUCCCUCCGGCGCCAGAGUGCAGGCAACAAACUGGUGCUUAUUCGAGGUCGAUUCCACGCUCACCCACCUGGAGCCUACUGGGCAGGAAACCCCGUGUUCACAGCUUUCUGUGCCCCACUGGAGCCAAGACCCCGCCCUGGCCCUGGCCCUGGCCCUGGCCCUGGUCCUGCUUCACUCUUCCUGGCCAUGUUCCAGAGCCGGCAUACUAAGGACCUGGCCCUACUGGACAUCUCUGAAAGUGUCCUAAUCUACCUGGGCUUUGAGCGCAGCGAACUGCUCUGUAAGUCAUGGUAUGGACUGCUACACCCUGAGGACCUGGCCCACGCUUCUUCUCAACACUACCGCCUGUUGGCUGAAAAUGGAGAUAUCCAGGCAGAAAUGGUAGUGAGACUUCAAGCCAAGCACGGAGGCUGGGCAUGGAUUUACUGCAUGCUGUACUCAGAAGGUCCAGAAGGCCCUCUUACUGCCAAUAACUACCCUAUCAGUGACACGGAAGCCUGGAGCCUCCGCCAGCAGCUAAACUCUGAAGACACCCAGGCUGCAUAUGUCCUAGGAACCCCAGCCGUCCUACCCUCAUUCCCUGAGAAUGUCUUCUCCCAGGAGCAGUGUUCUAACCCACUCUUUAUGCCAGCUCUGGGACGCUCCAGAAGCACUACCUUCCCCAGGGCGCCUGAGCUAGGUGUGAUCUCAACAGCAGAAGAGCUUCCCCAACCCUCCAAAGAGCUGGACUUCAGUUACUUGCCAUUCCCUCCGAGGCCUGAGCCUUCUCUCCAAGCAGAGCUAAGCAAAGAUUUGGUGUGUACUCCACCUUACACGCCCCAUCAGCCAGGGGGCUGUGCUUUCCUCUUCAGUCUCCACGAACCAUUCCAGACUCACCUGCCCACUCCAUCCAGCUCUCUUCAAGAACAGCUGACGCCAAGCACCGUGACUUUCUCUGACCAGUUGACACCCAGCAGUGCAACCUUCCCAGACCCACUGACCAGUUCACUACAAGGACAGUUGAGCGAAACCUCAGUCAGAAGCUAUGAAGACCAAUUGGCUCCAUGCACUUCUACCUUCCCAGACCAGCUACUUCCCAGCACUGCCACGUUCCCAGAACCUCUGGGGAGUCCCACCCAUGAGCAGCUGACUCCUCCCAGCACCGCGUUCCAAGCACACCUGAACAGUCCCAGCCAAACCUUCCCAGAGCAACUGAGCCCCAACCCUACCAAGACUUACUUCACCCAGGAGGGAUGCAGUUUUCUCUAUGAGAAGUUGCCCCCAAGUCCUAGCAGCCCUGGUAAUGGGGACUGCACACUCCUGGCCCUAGCUCAGCUCCGGGGUCCCCUCUCUGUGGAUGUUCCCCUUGUGCCUGAAGGCCUGCUCACACCUGAGGCCUCUCCAGUCAAGCAAAGUUUCUUUCAGUACUCUGAGAAAGAGCAAAAUGAGAUAGAUCGUCUCAUCCAGCAGAUCAGCCAAUUGGCUCAGGGCAUGGACAGACCCUUUUCAGCUGAGGCUGGCACCGGGGGGCUGGAGUCACUCGGAGGGUUGGAGCCCCUGAACCCCAACUUGUCCCUGUCAGGGGCUGGACCCCCUGUGCUUAGCCUGGAUCUGAAGCCCUGGAAAUGCCAGGAGCUGGACUUCCUGGUUGACCCUGACAAUUUAUUCCUGGAAGAGACGCCAGUGGAAGACAUCUUCAUGGAUCUCUCUACUCCAGACCCCAAUGGGGAAUGGGGCUCAGGGGAUCCUGAGACAGAGGUCCCAGGAGGGGCCCUGUCACCUUGCAACAACCUGUCCCCAGAAGACCACAGCUUCCUGGAGGACUUGGCCACCUAUGAAACCGCCUUUGAGACAAGUGUCUCAACAUUCCCCUACGAAGGGUUUGCUGAUGAGUUGCAUCAACUCCAGAGCCAAGUUCAAGACAGCUUCCAUGAAGAUGGAAGUGGAGGGGAACCAACGUUUUGAAUAAGUCUGUGACUUAACGUCGUCAAGUAUGGCAUAUUGUCAUCAAGACGUGGAGCCGCUCUCCACCCCCCCGGGACUGUUGGGGGGAUUCUGGGGGCCAGAGGGG